Molecule: messenger RNA, 888 nt
Organism: Nerophis lumbriciformis (worm pipefish)
Lineage: Eukaryota; Metazoa; Chordata; Actinopteri; Syngnathiformes; Syngnathidae
Source: RefSeq, a predicted model, not a curated record
AUGAACGGUACUGGUAUUGAUUUAAGCAACGGUCGGGAAGAUAUUGCUGUUUAUUUUAAACCAAAUCCAACAGAACAGACGUUCCCAUUGUUUCAGUACUCUCCAGUCAACAUCCAAGGACCAGGAUGCCUUGUUGACCCCAGUGAAAUUACCCUGACUGGAUGCUCCUGCCUUUCUUAUACAUGCAUUAGUGAGAGCUGUGGCUGCCUGCAGACUCAUGGACAAUCAUACUCCAGCAAUGGCACAUUAGUGAACAUUAAUGUAUCGGAUAUUGGUCACUCUACACCUGUCUUUGAGUGUAACGCCCUUUGUUCCUGCAGUGACAAUUGCUCAAAUCGAGUGGUGCAAAGAGGUUUGAGACUGAGUUUGCAGGUAUGCAUGAUGAGCAACAGGGGAUGGGGAGUGCGGACGCUUCAGCCAAUCCCAUGUGGGACGUUUGUCUGCGAGUAUGCAGGGGAAGUUAUCAGUUUUGAAGAGGCCAGACGAAGGCAAAUUGCCCAGAGGUUUGAGGAAAAUAAUUACAUUAUUGCUGUAAGGGAGCAUGCUGGCACUGACUCCGUCACAGAGACAUUUGUAGACCCGGCCAUGGUAGGAAACAUAGGUCGCUUUCUAAACCACUCCUGCUUGCCGAACUUGUUCAUGGUGCCAGUCCGUGUACACUCUUUAGUUCCCAGAUUGGCUUUGUUUGCUGCCCGGGACAUCGAUAUCCAAGAGGAGCUAACAUUUGACUAUUCAGGAGGCUACAAAAACCAAAAACCAGGACAGCUACACUUCACACAAUCUGACGCUGCAAAUCAGGCCAGUAGGACAGUCCAAAGGAAAGCUUGUCACUGUGGUGCUAACAACUGUGCUAAAUUCCUGCCUUCGGAUGUAUCUAUUUUAAAUUAG